AUGACGAUGCCCACAACGAUCUCUCUCAUACAAUGGCCCGGAUGGCCCACGAUAUUCUGCUUUAGUAUUCUUUCAAGCCUCCUGUUAUUGUUCAAUUCAUUGCGAAGACGUCAAAAAUCGACUGGCAGGUCUGAAGUUGAAAAUAAAGAUGUUGAGCCCAGUUGUUAUCCGCCAGUCGAGGCUCUCCCAGACUUCUGCUGGCAGACUACGGAGCCAGUGAAAAUUCGACCGUUCAAGCCAAGAUAUAAUUUGACCAUGAGCAUCCAAGAAGCCAAUAUCAGCGAGCUAAUUGAGAUGGACAAGAACUAUCUCGAUCGCAUCACACUUCGGAAGAAGAUUAUGGUCGAGCAUGCAGAGACCGUCCUCGGCGCUGAAGAUUGUGUCAAACCAGCUGUGGAUGAAUUUUACGUCUGGCUCAUCGGGACUUAUCUACCAACUCGAUACCCUACCAUGUUCCAAUUGCUGCCAGCAACAAGUGAUGAACAGGGAUAUUUGCACAGUUCAGUCACGGAUGAGCAAUUCCCCCUUCUCCCGCCAAUCAAUCCCAAAGAUACUCUUUCUUUGAUGGGUGGACUAAUUGACGAUGACCUUCUCUUCCUCCUACCGUCAGAUGACGGUGAUAGUGUCACACUAAAGGGCUUUGUGACCUGCUUUCCGAAUGGCUUUAACACAGCAAAGAAGUUAAAUCUGAAGCUCAGAGAUAUUCAUACGCCAGUGCCGCAGUACAAAGAGAAAUUAGAGAAGAGCAUGGAUCGAUUUUUUGACAAACUAAAAAUUGGCAAAUUUGUUAAGCGUGCCAACUGGACUAUUCAAAACACCGAUCGAUUGUUCACGGCAACUGGAAAUCAUGGUUAUGAGGGCGAAGUAGCCACACAGGAAGACCUCGACCUCGAUAUUUUAUUCCAGGCCCGAGUCCGCGUCGAAAGACAGUUUCUCCACCGUCUCCCUCAGACACAAGCCCUUCUAUUUUCGUUCAAGACACUGCUAUACCCACUCUUGGAGAUAAAAGAAGAGGGACUUGGUGAAAUGCUUGCAGAGGCUAUUGAUGGUUUGAAAGGAGGUAACGCACCUGGUUUCCAUUUCUAUAAGCGGGCUGCGGUUUGGGGGGAAUCUGCAAAGGCCUAUCUACGAAGUUGA
Messenger RNA from Penicillium subrubescens, 1137 nucleotides. Its product is annotated as heme-dependent oxidative N-demethylase family protein. Bases 1 to 1137 code for a protein of 378 amino acids. The record is from RefSeq and is a predicted model, not a curated record. NCBI's taxonomy places the organism in Eukaryota, Fungi, Ascomycota, Eurotiomycetes, Eurotiales, Aspergillaceae. The transcript has 4 exons.